GAACAAAAGAAAGCUAAGAAGAGUGGACGGUUAAGUUCCGCAGGAAAUGGGUAAGGAGGACAAAUUCGGCAGAAAACAUCGUUUCAAGGUUGUGGGUCCAUUGGCAUACUGACCUCUGCUCCCCAUCAUCGGUCCUUCAUCGAAGAAUCCUCGGCAGUUGCAAGUGAAUCCUUUCAUUGAAGAAGAGCUUUUCCAGCAGUGAGUAUGGAUGGAUAACUGAGAAUAGCUGCAACACCUUCAAAAUGCCUGAGACAAGGAAUUCUCUGCAGGAGGAUCUCUUCCCAUCUUCCUUGACAUUGGCUGAAGAGAAUGAAGAGAACGAAUCUUUCCGAAGAAAACUGACAUUCGGGUUGGGUGUCGCAGAAAUAUUCUGCGGUGUGAUGCUCGGAGUAUUUGGACUAUUGUCAAUGAACAUGGACGCAGCCAUGUCAUCCCUAGCUGGAGGCCUCUGGGCAGGGGGCGUGGCUGUCGCUACCGGCACAUCUGCAAUAUGCCUAUCCAAGUGUUCAAAGAAAGCCGUCCACGCUGUCAUGUUUCUGUGUCUGUCAGUAACGAGUGUAUUGACCGGUGGCUUGGCAACUGUAUUUGUAGCUACAGGACUUGCCCAUGACGCUCAAUGGCCAGCUGGAUAUUACGUUGACAGCGACGGCAGGAGAGUAUUGUUCGCUGGAGAUAUUGCAACCAGAGCACCAUUAUUGGCUGUUGCGGCAGUCACCCUGACUUCUGCCAUCGCAGAUUGCGCACUGGCAGUAGCGUGCUGUAUUGUUGCUGCGCAGGAAGCCUGCCAGUGUUAUGUUUGUACCGACGAUGAUGAUCCCACAGAUCAUGAUACGAGAGUUCGACAUGACCGGCUUGUGACAUGGUUGGGGCAGCAGGCGUUGAUAGACUUUAUGAGAGCUAGCGGGAAAAUUCCCGAAAUGAAUCCUCCGAGUUUGAUGAACAAUAACCCUGUUGUGAAUAGUCAUGGCAGUCAUAGAUAGUCAGGAUAAAAUUUACUGAUCGAAUACCAUAGAAACAUAUGACUUGUGAGAUAAAAUACUGUUAUUUUAAUGUCAGCUAAAUGGAAAUAGUUUGAAAAAUGGAAAUUCUUAUAUUUUGUAGGGGGCUGGACUCUCUUCUUAUAAACCCAUUAUUGUAAUGUUUUCUUUUCUUUUUUUUUGCCUGAUUCUGAACUUUGUGCAUAAGUAAAUAAUUAUAAAGCUUAUGUAUAUUUUUGUGUACAUUUUUGUUUUGUUGUUGCAGUAUCUAUUCAUUGUCCUUUAGAGAUAUCUAUCAUC
Parasteatoda tepidariorum (common house spider) is the source of this 1277-nucleotide messenger RNA. RefSeq lists its product as uncharacterized. The record is from RefSeq and is a predicted model, not a curated record. Lineage: Eukaryota; Metazoa; Arthropoda; Arachnida; Araneae; Theridiidae.